This is a messenger RNA of Knipowitschia caucasica, 2334 nucleotides long. The record is from the annotation of a GenBank genome assembly. NCBI's taxonomy places the organism in Eukaryota, Metazoa, Chordata, Actinopteri, Gobiiformes, Gobiidae.
AUGACCACGCGAGCGAUAAACUUGGAUACAUACAGCCUGUCACUGCUUACGGCUAAAGAAGACAUCAUCAACCCACGGUCAUCCAUUAACUGGGCGAUGUUUGUCUACGAUGGAAUCAGCAACAAGCUCCGACUGGCUGACUCAGGAGCGGGAGGUGUGGCAGAGCUGGCAUCCAAGUUCCACGUGUCCAAGCCCCAGUAUGGACUUUGCAGAAUUGGGACUGCUGCAGAGAGCCCCAGGACAGCUAUGAUCAUCUGGAUGGGUCAAAAAGUGGACGACUUCCAAAGAACAGAAUGUGCCAGCCACGUCCCAGCAAUCAAAAACUUCUUCAAGGAAGUUCACGUGUUCCUCACAGCGGAGAGGCCUGAGGAUGUUACAGAGGAGAGGAUAAGGGCUGAGCUCAGUAAGGCCCAAAACAACUCUUCAACGCAGUGGCUGAGGAGGAGCUCGCAGUCGUCUAUGGACAGGAAGGAUAUUGUGGGCACGAAUUACAGAAAAACAAAUGCAGCGAUGGAGAUGCGUCUUGCAAACAGAGACUCCUUCUGGGCACGAGCAGAGCGUGAAGAAGAAGAGAGAAAAGAGGAGGAGAGGAAGAGGGCCGCAGAGGAGAGGCGCAGACUGGAGCGAGAGCGAGCUGUGAAAGAGAGACAAGAGGCGGAGGACAGAGAGAGGAAGAUGGAGCAGAAGCUGCAGAUGAUAGAGGAGCAGAGGAGGAAAGCAGCGGAGCAAGAAGAGGAAGAACGCAGGAAAGAGAAGUUCAAAUGGGAGCAGCAGCAGAGGGAGCACGAGGACGAGAUGAGAGCGCGCCUCAAAAGAAGCGAAUCGAUUGAGAAAGCAGCAGAGGCCGCAGCAUUAGUGUCGCAGAGGACCAUGAACCCUCGCGAAUUCUUCAGACAGCUCUCCUCGUCUUCAUCACAGAGUCCAACCAGUCCAUCUCGCUCUGGUAAACCCUUCAGACGUUACCAGCGCAGUCUGACCGACACGGCCUUCAUCUUCUCUAAAGCCGAAGACAGCAGUGUGUCCUCUCCCCGAAGCCCACCUCUUGUGUCCCCUUUCUCCAGAGCUUCUCCUUCUCAAUUCAAUCGGGCUGCUUCCCCCCCCACCAGUCCAGUCUUUCACCCAUCCACCUCCCCCCAGAGAACCCCCCUGUCCCCGCCGCUAUCACCCCUACAUCCUGCCCCAACAACCACCAUGCCUCUGGCCAACAUCCAGAUGAGGGGAAGGGUCCGGUCGCCAUCAGAGCCCUCUGCACCUCCAGCCUCGCCCACACUAAUGCCGUCUUCAGUGGAGGAAGGGUCUGGAUCUCCACCCAGUGUGACAGAGCAGAAUACUUUCACUUUUGAAUCAAAGCCUUCUCCACCAGACCAGCCAAUAUCAGCUGCUGAGCUGGCCUCAGAAAUCAGCUACAAAGUGCAGACUGUCCUUGUAGAAGAGGAGGAAGAGGAAGAGGAGGACGUGAAAGAAAAAGCCCAAACAGAACCACGGCCUGAUCUGGUGGAGCAGCCGGCAGAAGCCGAUGUGAGGAACAUGGCACAAACAUUAGAACUGCUGCAGAGUUCGAUGGAGGAAGAGGUCACAGAAGAGAGAAAUGGUCUGCCCCACACAGAAGCCGAGGAGACUGCAGCUGUGGAGGAGUGUGUCCCCACAGAAGAGGAAGAGCUUGAAGGGAUGGAGACCAAGGACGCUAAUGAGACACAGGCUGAAGUGAAUCAGGCUCCUGAACACACACACCAGUCUGAGCAGGGAGAACGCAGAACUCCAGAGCAGAGCGAGGAGACCGUAAGUGAGGAUGAGCCGGACCAACCGCAGACCCACCUCAGCUCUGAGUGCAAUCAAACUGCUUUGCUUGCACAGCAGGAGGAUGGCCCAGAGAUCAUAGACCCUGAGGGGAACCUGGAAAUCCAAUGUUUGACUCCAGACCCAGCAAUGACCGUGAUCACCAACGGGAACACCACAGAACACAAUGGCACAGAUCACUCUUUAAGCCCAUUCGAUCCAGAGUUGGACAGUCCAAAGCUUGCAGUGUACUGUAAUGUUCAAGAAGAAGAAGAAGAAGAAGAAGCAGAAGAAGAUGAUGAUGAUGAUGAGGACGAUAUCUGCAUUCAAAAAUACAUCAUAUCAGAGAACGGACAAGAGGUUUUAGUGGAGCCACAAAUGUCUGUUCGAGCUUUGUAUGACUAUGAAGCAGAGGAUGAAUCCGAGCUCUCCUUUGAGCUGGGUGACAUCAUUAGGGACGUGGAAGCUGUGGACAAAGGCUGGUGGAGAGGUUGGAGCCAAGAUGGCCGACAAGGCUUGUUCCCAGCCAAUUAUGUUGAGACCAUUUCACCACAGUGA